Molecule: messenger RNA, 1912 nt
Organism: Durusdinium trenchii
Lineage: Eukaryota; Dinophyceae; Suessiales; Symbiodiniaceae
Source: the annotation of a GenBank genome assembly
CGACCCCCCUCGGUGCGCAAGUCGAAAGAAAACCUGCAGUGCUUCGAAGCCAUGGCGGUGGAGUCUGAAGCGCUGGUCUUUAGCGAGCGCAGAGGGUUCCCCCUGUACGCCCGCACCUGGAGUCGAGCACGAGAAGCACUGGAGUCGUCCUUACUCCGGCUCUACCAGCGAAACGACCAGCAGCACCAAGCUUUGAUUUUUCCCUCGGGCAUGGCUGCGAUCGGAGCGACCGUCGCAGCCAUCGCGCAGAACCAGCAGGCAGAUGCCAAGAAACCAUGGAUCUUGGUGCAUGGCAACGAACUCUACUGCGAGGUCCCUCGCACGCUGCACUACAUCGCGGACUCCUCCGGCCGCGCCCGCUGCAUGGCGGUGGAUGUGACGCGUCACGGGGAGCUGCGCGAGCUCUUUGCCCAGAUGGGUGCGUCCAUCAAGGUCUUUCACUUUGAGACCGCGACCAAUCCAAGUGGACAGUUCUUUGACUUCCGCCUCAUUCAAGAACUCAGGAAGUCGGCACCAGAGUGCCUCUUCGUGUGCGAUAAUACCUGGCUCUCCGGUGCUUUGUUCAAUCCCUUGGACCAUGGUGCGGACCUGGUGGUCGAAAGCAUGACGAAGUACGUCUCCGCAGGGAUGUGCAUUGGUGGCGCCGUGCUGGGGCCGAAUGGGUUGAUGGCACCCAUCCUCUCGUGGAUCAAGGCCUUUGGCAUCUUCGUGGGACAAGACCACUGUCAGCUCUUCGCCGAGGGCCUCCAGAGCCUCCACGCUCGGAUGGAGGCCACCUCGAAGAGUGCUGUGGCGCUGGCGGAGUGUUUGGAAGCGCAUCCAGCGGUGAACCGCGUAAUGUAUCCGCUGCUGCCGUCCCACCCCACAUUCUCGAUCGCCAAGCGAUAUUUGACGAAGGGAGGGCCCGGAUGCCUUUGGUUUCAUGUCUCGGCGAAGAAGCAGCACGUCAUGAAGACGAUCACUGCGUGGACCUCGCCCGAGUGCAAGACCUCCUUUGGUUCGAGCACCUCGCGCUUGGACCCGUGGCCCCACGCUGCGCCUGCCCAGCUCUAUGACCAGACCGGCGAACAGACGUGGACGAGGACGAGUUCCGGGACGGCGAAGCACGGCACCUGGCUGCGCCUUGCGGUUGGAUACCAAGAGGAGGUCGCUAUGCUGAUGAAAGACUUGGAUCGCUUGCUGGCGCAGCUUGGGCCCUACCCAGAGGAGAAAGAUGUGCAAAAGGUGGUGCCCAAGGCUGCCGCGGGCUACGCCGACGGCGUCACCGUUGCGGACGCCGCGGACGCGGGGAAGCGGUCGAGCGCCACGAGCGAAGGCCGAUGGUUGAUUUUUUGCAGUUCUUGCUACCUAAUGCUUUACCUGACGCUUCUGUUGUUCGCAAAAAAAGGCACGAACAAUGCCUUUCGCAAUUUUUUAGGUUCACGGUUUAAGCCAGCCUGGCCUGGUGCGUGCUGAGGAGACGAAAGCUUUAGAGGAAGCAGCCUGAGAGAACCUCAGUUUCGGAAGCAGCCUGUUUCCCGGUGCCCAUACCUCUUCGAGGAUCGAGGUCGAAAACGUUGGACCCCUUAGGAAGAAUGGCACCCUCGGUCCGACGGUUUCCUCCAAGGUUCAUGUGAGUCGACUUAGCGGGGUAAAACUCCGACAGUCCAUCGAACAUGGAAUGCGGCACAAAACAACACUUUCUCUCCACCAGGCAUCCCGGCAUCGGCACGAAGUUGGCAAACAUGCCAUGCAGGUGGACUGAAUGCUCAUUUCGAGUAUGAGUCCAGUGUACAGCCUCGCUUGGUUUUCUCUUUCUUUUUUUUCUGUUUCGAUCAGCCAAGUUCUACUGACAUGGUCGCAGAGUUGUGUACAGUGUACAGGUGGUGUCUUUUUGCGAAAUGCCGGGUGUGGGUCCAUGACAUUUUCCAUG